Messenger RNA from Parastagonospora nodorum SN15, 372 nucleotides. RefSeq lists its product as hypothetical. The record is from RefSeq and is a predicted model, not a curated record. The coding region runs from base 1 to 372 and encodes 123 amino acids. Lineage: Eukaryota; Fungi; Ascomycota; Dothideomycetes; Pleosporales; Phaeosphaeriaceae. The transcript is spliced from 2 exons.
AUGCCGACGUCUCUGGAGUCCUCGCGGCCCAUCCUAGCCAACUCCACCGGCAACCGCGCCUCCACAAGAAUGUCUACCUACAGCGCAACACCGACUCUCACACCCUCCAUCGCACCCUCGCACCUCUCAGCAGCCUCGUCGACCGCCGGUGACCCCAAAGCCCACGACAUCAAGUCAUGGAAUGCCGGCUUUGACCGUCUCGAGGACAAGCGUCUCGUCCAGCAAAGAUACGCGCUGAGCAAUGAGAAGACAGACGACAUGAGCAAGCUGGCACUGGGAGCGAAGCUGGACCGCGCACUUGGGCGACGCAUGUCAGGCCAGGACGCCGUCUUCAAGCCCAAGGCAUUCAACGAGAAGAAAGUUCAGGCAUGA